Molecule: messenger RNA, 483 nt
Organism: Magnusiomyces paraingens
Lineage: Eukaryota; Fungi; Ascomycota; Dipodascomycetes; Dipodascales; Dipodascaceae
Exons: 4
Coding region: 1-483 (160 amino acids)
Biological process (GO): proton transmembrane transport
Cellular component (GO): proton-transporting V-type ATPase, V0 domain
Molecular function (GO): proton-transporting ATPase activity, rotational mechanism
Source: RefSeq, a predicted model, not a curated record
AUGUCUGAUCUCUGCCCCGUCUACGCUCCCUUCUUUGGUGCCCUCGGCUGCACUGCCGCUAUUGUCUUCACAUGCUUUGGCGCUUCUUACGGUACUGCCAAGUCCGGUGUCGGUAUCAUGGUUACCACCGUCAUUAGACCCGACCUUCUCGUUAAGAAUAUCGUCCCCGUCAUUAUGGCUGGUAUCAUUGCCAUUUACGGUCUCGUCGUUUCUGUCCUUGUCUCUGAUUCCCUGAAACAACAACAAGCUCUCUACACUGGCUUCAUCCAGCUCGGUGCUGGUCUCUCGGUCGGUCUUGCUGGUCUUGCUGCCGGUUUCGCUAUUGGUAUUGUCGGUGAUGCUGGUGUCCGUGGUACUGCUCAACAACCCCGUCUUUUCGUCGGUAUGAUUCUUAUUCUCAUUUUCGCCGAAGUCUUGGGUCUUUACGGUCUCAUUGUUGCUCUUUUGCUUAACUCUAGAGCCACUCAGGACGUUGUCUGCUAA